AUGGCUUUCCGCAGGAGGACGAAAAGUUACCCGCUCUUCAGCCAGGAGUUCGUCAUCCACAACCAUGCGGACAUCGGCUUCUGCUUGGUGCUCUGCGUCCUCGUCGGGCUUAUGUUCGAGGUCACAGCCAAGACUGCCUUCCUAUUUAUUUUACCUCAGUAUAAUGUUAGCAUGCCUACAGCAGAUAGCGAGACCAUGCACUACCACUACGGGCCGAAGGACCUCGUCACAAUACUGUUCUACAUCUUCAUCACCAUCAUCUUGCACGCCGUGGUCCAGGAGUACAUUCUAGAUAAAAUCAGCAAACGGCUUCAUCUCUCCAAGGUCAAGCACAGCAAGUUCAAUGAAUCUGGACAGCUGGUUGUCUUUCAUCUCAGCUCUGUGAUAUGGUGCUUCUACGUGGUGGUGACGGAAGGGUACCUAACGAACCCCAGAAGCCUCUGGGAGGACUACCCGCACGUGUAUCUCCCCUUCCAGGUGAAGUUUUUCUACCUGUGUCAGCUGGCCUACUGGCUACAUGCACUUCCUGAGCUGUAUUUCCAGAAGGUGCGGAAGGAGGAAAUUCCCCGGCAGCUCCAGUACAUCUGCCUGUACCUGGCCCACAUAGCGGGCGCAUACCUCUUAAACCUGAGCCGCCUGGGCCUGAUCUUACUGCUACUGCAGUACUGCACGGAGUCCCUCUUCCACCUGGCCCGGCUCUUCUACUUUGCUGAUGAGAACAACGAGAAACUGUUCGGUGCCUGGGCUGCUGUGUUUGGGGUCACCCGCCUCUUCAUCCUCACCCUGACCGUGCUGGCCAUCGGCUUCGGACUGGCUCGCACAGAAAACCAGGCGUUUGAGCCUGAGAAAGGCAACUUUAACACCUUGCUUUGCAGGCUGUGUGUGCUGCUGCUGGUGUGUGCUGCCCAAGCCUGGCUCAUGUGGCGCUUCAUCCACUCCCAGCUGCGGCACUGGCGGGAAUCCUGGAAUGAACAGAGUGCCAAGCGGAGAGUCCCGGCCGCCCCUCGACUACCAGCCAGGCCCAUCAAGAGGGAGUCUGGUUACCAUGAAAACGGAGUGCUAAAAGCAGAAAACGGAACCUCCCCACGGACUAAGAAACUCAAGUCUCCUUAAGGCCAAAGUGCUGGGUGCAGGAACCCUCUUGGUGGGGCUCCCGGAGGGGUGCAGGAGCCGGGCCUCGCCAUGGCCGUCCCGCCAGGUCGCCUUCCGGCGGUGCUGCUCCAUCUCAAACAGCACAGGCCUGUCUCUGAGUCAGGCUCCUUUUCUCACUCCUUUGCUUUCUCCUCCGCAUUCGUCCAGAAACCAUCCUCAGUAAAACCAAAAACUCCCCUCCCUGUCCCUUUCCCUCUCGCUGUCCCUCCCCCUCCCAGUCCUCCGGCUCUCACCUCUGCCCUGGGCUGGGUUUGCCAAGGACCCAGGGUCUCAGAGUCAUCUUGCUGCUAGCCUCCUCUUUCUCUGUCUCCACUGCUGCUGCCUUGCGUUCUCUUUUUACUUCGUAACUUGACUUGGUUGUGCAAUUGCUUUUCUUUCCCUGUGACUGAUCUUUACAAUGGGAGGGAGCUGAGAUCAUAGGGCUGUCUGUCCAUCAUCUGGAAGCCAGCUUCAGGCCUCAGGACCUGCCUAUGCCCUGAGACUUCCUGGCGGGAGCCUCCCCCACCUCUGGGAGCAGGCCCUGGGUGGUCCCUGCGGGGCCAUGCUGGAAGAAGUGAGCCUGCCCCUUCUGGAUCUUCAUCUCCUUGGUGCUGAUGGACUGGCUUUGGGUGUGACCUAGAGGGUUCUGCAUGCACUGUUGUGCAGGCCUCUCCUGGCAGUGGAUGCCAAGGCAUUUGGCUUUGGCCCCUGAUGACACAGUCCAGAAGGAUGGGGUUCACUCCGUUGAGCCCCGUGACUCGAGAGGGCUAGUCCUGGCACGGCAGGCAGCCUGCUGUCACUCCAGCAGGGAAGUGCUGGAGGAAGACCCGUCUUCCCUCUCUAGGUCAAGAACCAAGCAUACCAAACAUCGGACCUUUCCGGAUAGGUAGUGGGCAGCAGAUAGGAGAUGAACUAGGCUUUUCUCCAGGAGCCUCAGCUGCAGUUGCUUCUCCCACCAAUUCACCAGCAUUCAAAACCAAACAGCAGUGAACUCACCCUGCCGGGACCUGCUGGUCCUAGACCUCCGCACCAGCCAGCCCUGUUGGGGGCCACACCUGCUACCUGGACUUCAUCUCUUGCUGCAGGAACAUUUAAGCCUCAAGGGCUCCUGCCCUACACCAGACUCUUGGUUACCCCAAAGAGGGUCGCCCGGGCCAGUGGCCCCCUAGCCUCAUUUGUUGAGUGUCCUUUGGAGUUGGUAUAUUAAUAGUUUGCUGAUGUCCACCACAUGUAGAUUGGGGAAGUGGUCUGGCUCACGUUUGGUCUUUUGGUGAGAUGACCUGAACCCACUGCAUCCCGGUUUCCCCUCGUGUGUUCAUUCCCUCUUCUCCCCCCAGAGACAAGGUCCAAGUCCCAAGUUACCUUUCGGGGACGUCCUGAUUGGAGUUAGGCUUUUGGGUCCCAAUUAGGAAUUUCUCGACUGUGCCAAGGUGAAAGGGAGCCGUUCUUGGGGGUCAUUUACUAACCUCAUGGCACCAGUGCAGAAACCAAGCCUAGGAUGUUGACCCUAAGCGGGGGAGAUGGGUCUUUUCAUCAAGGUAACGCCCCUCCUCCAGCUGACUGGUAUUGCAGAUAGACUUAGAGGGGCAGUGACUAAGGGCUGUGUUUCCUCCCACCCGGACUGACCAUCAUGCCAUCAGACCAUUCAAGAGAAGGCUGCACAAAUGGGAAGCUCAUCGCCCUGAGCUGCUCUGAUAACACCGUUGGGAGCCAGGAUAGUGUUGCUCAUACACUUCUGCAGCCUACAAAGCAGAAAGGUUGGUAAAAGGGAGGCUGGGCCUUAGGCAAACAGACUCUCUGGAAGCCCGUAGACAUCUCAGACGUUGGCAGUACCCGCUAGUGGAGAGAUUGAGAAUCUGGCCAGCGGCCUCUUCCACCUAGCUCCCUCCACCAUGCGCUCGCCAGUACCCCAGUUCUCUCCAGGUGGAUUUCUGCAGGAUCUCACCAGCUUCCUGGGGGAGGACGCACCCUCUCCAGUGAGCCCAAGCUAGACUGCUGAGUCUUGCUUUUAGUGGAUGUGGAUGGCAGCCUGCCGUGUGCUUGGUGGAGGCCAGGGCAGCGGGAGGCCUCUCAUCAAGGAUGUCUUUCUUCAUGGUUCCAGUGCUCUGCACCCAAGAUCCUCGGGUGCUGGAGAUGAUGUGACUCCGUGUUCUCUGAUGGUCCCGCAUUGCCUUAUAGUGUGCAACGGCUGGGGUCAGCCUACCUUCCGUUUCCUACAGGACGGAGGUGUGAUGAGCGAGAGGAGUUAGCAUGCCCUUUUUUCCUCUAUAAGGAAGCUGGCCUUGGGUUAGACUGGCAUCACAUCAGCCUGGGUUUCAGGGGAGAUUGUGGGGCUAGCGCAUAAUCGUAAAUCACUUGGACUCCCCAGUGGCCUGCCUGGCACACUCAUUUCAGGGCAGAACCAAGUCAUUACAUAGGCAAGUUGGUUCACACCACGUUGCCAGAGACGGACGGAGCUCAGUUCCCUUCCAUGCAGUGAGUUUGCUGGUCUGGCCGUCCCUGGUGUGGCCAUUUUGACUUCUUUCUUCACACACACUCUCCUGUGUCCGUCACAAGUGCCAAGCCGCCUGUGAAGGCCCUGCUGUACACCUCCACGGUGAGAGCUCACCAAGAGCUGAGUAGACGCGAAUCAACCUCAGCAGCGGUUGCCUUUCUCUCUGAGUGACCCACCAAGUCCCUGGCAGAGGGGGUGGGGGGAAGGGCUGCUCAUAGAAUGGAGCCCCAUGCUCUCCACCCCCGUCCUCCGAGGUUCCAUGGUGGGCAGUUACUUUUACCAUCCAGGGCUCUGCUGAUUGCACUGUUACUACCCGUGUUCCUUUCGAAGGGAGCUACUCAAGUCUAAAUGAUGGUCUCUCACGGGGAGGGUGCCAGGCUGAGUCAGGAGGAGAGGUGUAAGCAACCCUAACUCAGUGCGUGUCUGAGCCCCCAGACCUAAGUGGUCACUGGGACCCCUUUGCUUGUCUGUCCCAAGCAGAACUUACCAACAUCUAAGAAACCAAAGUUGACCCCCGUUGCCCUGGCCUGCUUUCUGCUGCUGCUCUUGGCUGUACCCUCUGGCAUCUGUGCUCCCUGAAGUCUGUCGGUAUUUCCUUUCUGCCUGCCCUUUGACCUCUUUGCUAAAGAGAGAGUAAGGGGUAGGAGCAGAGAUUCCACAGCAUGAACAUGUUCUACCCUGUGGGUUGGCUGGUGGCUUUUUGUUUGGUUGGUUAAAAUGAGAGGUGACUUGCCAGCCACCCAGUGGGAUGGUCUUGGUGUGGAUUUCCUUUGUCUGCUUUGGCCUCCCUGCUCUGAUUUGCCUGUGUCGGAACUAAAAGAAAUAGAGGAGUUUGGCUGUAACUAAUUCCUGUACCCGAGGACCUCAGAGUCACUAGUGAGAAGCGUCCACUCCCGAUCAUCUAAGGACUCUUAAUUCCCAUUCAUCAAGAGUUUGCUGAAGGCGUGUGAAUUAGGGUGACCCUGGGUGGUCUCACUUCCCCCACUCUGCCUUCCUGGCUCACGGCCUUGUCCCUCAGGAGAGGCCUUUGGGGACCACCCGCUCUUUAACCUUUCAGCAGCCCCUCCUGGAGAAUUAGGUCAUUGUCAGCAGAUCUGAAAAAAACGGAAUCCCUCCCUGUUCGUGGUUGGUCCAGCUGCUCACUCUCCACCCUAGUGCUCACUCACAUGUUAGCUGG
Echinops telfairi (small Madagascar hedgehog) is the source of this 4802-nucleotide messenger RNA. It is a transcript of the gene TRAM2, whose product is annotated as translocation associated membrane protein 2. Lineage: Eukaryota; Metazoa; Chordata; Mammalia; Afrosoricida; Tenrecidae. The transcript has 11 exons. The coding region runs from base 1 to 1113 and encodes 370 amino acids. The record is from RefSeq and is a predicted model, not a curated record. Gene Ontology annotation, cellular component: endoplasmic reticulum membrane. Gene Ontology annotation, biological process: protein insertion into ER membrane; SRP-dependent cotranslational protein targeting to membrane, translocation.